AUGGUCCAGCAUCAAAUGUUUGAUUCUGCUGUGGCCGAUUUACUUGACACAGAUAUUUUAACGUCACCUUCGAAAAGGAAGCGAAAACUGAAGAUAGCGGAUAUCGACACAAGUGAUAGAAAUGACUUGGAAGAUUCAAUUAUCAUGGAGAACGUUUAUAGAAUGUUUGGCAUAACUUUUUUCCCACUUGUUGAUCCUGCCGAUUUGAAAAUUAAAGAUGUUAGUGACGAAAUUUUCGUUGAUAGAGAAAUGCUGGGGAUACGAUUAGAAGUUUUCAGCGAACGGAAGUCUAAGUUUGAAAAACCCCACUACAUACUUUUGAAAAAAAGGAUAAAAUCAAAUAGUUGGUUUUUAUUUAAGCAUACUAUUCCAAGUUUCAUUGAUGUUCAGGGCAUAUUUAACGAGACCAAUGGGGGAUUGGUGAUAUCCCAUGAUAAUGUGUAUUUAUUUGCCAAGAGAGUCUUCUUGCAACUAGUAGAAAUACAAAAAAGACAACAGAAAUUUAAGGAUUUAGAAGCCAAAAAAAUUAUUCAUGAUUUGGAUUUAGAUUUGCAGUCUUCAAUGGUUUCCUUUUUUGUUAAAGAUGUUAAAGUUGAAUUGUUUGUUAAGCAGAAUGAAAUAGUUUCGUGUUCAAUAUUGGACGAAAUUCAUGAUUUUAGCCGAAAGAAUAAGAGCAAGUGGGAAAUUGUACUGCUUGGUUCAUUAGAUGACUUGGAGUUGAAGCUAAACCAUUCAUUUUCAACAAUUUUUAGAUGA
Messenger RNA from Saccharomyces kudriavzevii IFO 1802, 756 nucleotides. RefSeq names its product Mcm21p (gene MCM21). The record is from RefSeq and is a predicted model, not a curated record. Lineage: Eukaryota; Fungi; Ascomycota; Saccharomycetes; Saccharomycetales; Saccharomycetaceae. The coding region runs from base 1 to 756 and encodes 251 amino acids. The transcript has a single exon. Gene Ontology annotation, cellular component: kinetochore.